AUGGGUCAAGAGUGGUCUCUAAAGCCUCUCGUUAUUGUGUUUGUGCUGUUGAGUAGAGUGUCCACUUUCUCUAUUGUGAGGCAUCCAGAACGUUUCAACGAGCAGCUGAUCAACUACAAGGGUCGUGCCGAGUCGGGUGGGUUCUUCGAGCUCGCCAGCGAAGGCUACUACACUGGGGCGUUCGAUCCGAUAUUUGACACAAACAAUGAAACAUCGUCCUGCGCGGCGCAAGAUUGCACCCCGGAGCGAGAUUCUGAGCUUGCCGCAAUAAAUCGCAUCCGGAGACGCGUCGAUCCGACGUUCUACGGAAACCCGAAAACUCGCGAGCAGAUCUGGGAACGUAAUUUCGCACACGUCAUCAUGGACAACCGUCAGACGAUGUCGCUUGUGUCGCUGUUGAACAAAAUCAUCCUAAAGUACUUGUACAGCUGCAUACCGAUCGUGCUAUAUGACACAUACGUCGGUAGCACUGAGAACUAUAUCUUAGAAGCGCUGUUCACGAACUUCCCGACGACCUACAUCACGGGACGAAUCGGGCCAAACUACACACUGGACAAUCCGGACAUACUGAACCCCUCAGGAUCGCAGUGUCGCAGUUAUAUCAUGUUCCUUGCCGACGUCAUGAUGACGCGCAAGGUUAUCGGUCCGCAGUUGAACAGCUACGUCGUGCUGAUUCCUCGCUCCAGCCAGUGGAAGCUACAGGAGUUCCUGGCCGCAAAACAGUCACGCGAUAUCAUCAACCUACUUGUGAUCGGCGAAUCGUACUCGGUCGACAAGCGAAUCAACAACGAGCAACCGUACGUGCUCUAUACCCACGAACUGUACGUGGACGGUCUCGGUGCUAACCGGCCGCAGGUGCUUACGUCCUGGAUCGGGAACAAGUUUUCGCGGAACAAUGUGAACCUUUUUCCACCGAAGCUGCGCAAAGGAUUCGCCGGGCAUCGGUUUACGGUGAUGGCUGCCCAUCAGCCACCGUAUGUUAUCAAGCGGUUGAUAACGGACGGUGUGGGAAAUGUGAACAUACGCUGGGAGGGUCUCGAGAUUCGAAUAUUGCGCACGUUGUCUAUGUACCAGAAUUUUACCUUCGAUAUUGUCGAACCCUCGAAACCUCAGUUGGGCUCCGGCGAUGCGGUCGUGGACGAGAUCCAACGGAAACAGGGAGACAUAGGGCUUGCUGGCAUCUUCGUAUCGAUCGAGCGAAAUCUCGUCACGGACAUGUCCGUCUCCCAUUCAACCGACUGUGCCGCCUUCCUCACACUAAUGUCCAGUGCCCUGCCGAGAUACCGUGCCAUUCUAGGACCUUUCCAGUGGCCAGUAUGGGUUGCAAUCAUCUUCAUCUAUCUGCUGGCCAUCUUCCCCCUUGCCUUCUCGGACAAAAUGACGCUUCGCCAUCUGCUCGGAAACUGGAGCGAGAUCGAGAACAUGUUCUGGUACGUGUUCGGUACCUUCACGAACAGUCUAACGUUCCAGGGUGAAAACUCCUGGAGCAACACAAAGAAGGCUUCGACACGCAUGCUCAUCGGUAUCUACUGGUUGUUCACGAUCAUCAUAACCGCUUGCUAUACGGGUUCGAUUAUCGCCUUCAUCACUUUGCCGGUGGAACCGGAGCGUGUGGACAGCGUGCAGCAAUUGAGCCGAGGCUUUUACCGCAUUGGCACGCUCGACCGAGGCGGCUGGGAACGAUGGUUCCUGAACUCAAGCCACAAGGCGACCAACAAUUUGCUGAAGGACAUCCGAUAUGUUAGCAGCGUCGAUGAAGGUGUAAGGAAUGUUACUGGAGCGUUCCUGAUAUCGUACGCAUUCAUCGGAUCAAAGGCGGAAUUAGAGUUUCUGGUGAAAUCGAACCUUUCACAUCAGUUCACCAACAAACGCUACGGAUUACACGUGAGCCGUGAAUGCUUCGCCCUGUACGGUGUUUCUAUCACUUUCCCGCCGAAUUCCGUCCACCGCGACCCGAUCAACAACGCCAUCCUGUACAUGCAGGAGGUCGGUCUUAUCAAAAAGCUUAGCCGGGAUGUGGCGUGGGAAACGGUAAAAACGAAGGACGGACGGUUUCGGGAGGCAUCCGUAGGUGAUGUCCUGCGAUCCACCGCUCCGGAAGAGCGCGGCCUCACGCUGGCCGAUACCGAGGGCAUGUUUCUGCUAAUGCUGUUCGGGUACGUGGUGGCCCUCGGGGUACUGAUCUCCGAGUGGGUCGGCGGGUGCACGAACAAAUGUCGGGAAAUACUUAAGGAACGUGCCGAACGGCUACAGGCGGCCGCUGCCGGUGAUGACCCAACGUCGGUGCCACGUUCAACCACCUCCUCCGCGAAGGAAGAUACACCCCGUAAUGGCCGCAAUGGUGGCAGGGAGUUCACUCUCAGCGGAGACACCAACGCGCGAGCAGCCCGCCGGAUUCAGCUAACCAAGGAACAUCCCAACGACGUAAAUGAAACCGGGUCGGAUGGACGCAGCGAUUGUUCGUCGGUACACAAGCGUAGCCUUUCCGAAUGCCUGUCCGAGGUGAGCUCGCACACGAUGCAGGAUCUGUACAAUGGACCAGACCGACGCCAUUCAACCAUCGUUUUCAUCGAGGGGCAGCUGAUGUCCGAAGAGGAAGCCCAGAGGACGGUCGCGCGAAAUAAGGGCAAACACCGGCAUAGCCUCAGUUCGGUAGUGGAACGUGAGGUUGGACAGAUGUUCAAGUUCCUGGACAGUGGUUCGUCUGUAUCGGGUGAAGGAACCAGCGGCCUGACACACAGAGGGCCACGAGUCCGAAACGAUGUGGAAGUGAUGGCUGAGAUCAAUGCGCGUGCCCUCGUAGACACAGGAAAUACCUUGACGGUGCCAAGACGAAGUAUUGAGGCUACAUUUGGAGAGAAGCUUCUUCAUUAA
Molecule: messenger RNA, 2874 nt
Organism: Anopheles coustani
Lineage: Eukaryota; Metazoa; Arthropoda; Insecta; Diptera; Culicidae
Gene: Ir21a
Product: ionotropic receptor 21a
Exons: 5
Coding region: 1-2874 (957 amino acids)
Cellular component (GO): membrane
Molecular function (GO): glutamate-gated receptor activity
Source: RefSeq, a predicted model, not a curated record